AUGAAAUCGCCAAAAUCGAAUGGAUCAUCAAAUAAUAAAUUUACAAUCAGUGAAUUUGGGUAUUACAAAUAAUGUUCUCGGUUUCUUCCUUUGGAAAGAGCUAACGAAUUCUCAACUCAGGAUGCCGUCAUUUAUGAUAGAUUGAGAUAGGCAGGAAUGAAAAGAAAUAAAGCUUUAAAAUUUUGUAAAGGUUAACAUUGUAAAAUUGAUUCUACUUAAACAAAACAUGGACCACCUGGUUUCAAGAUCUUCAACACCAAAAUAGACAAAUUAAAAUAAUUGAAUGGAUGGCAGAUGGUAGGAAGAUUGAAUUAUGAAUAAUCUAUGCGAGAAGAAUAUAGCGAUGAUUCUGAAUGGUAAAUAUAAGAUUAAAAUAAAGAAGAGCAAGAGAAAAUGGAAUAAUUAAAAUAAUUUUAUACUGAUUUAGAUCUAAAGUAUUCAUUUAAUGAAAUGGACUAAUAAGAAACAUUAACCAAAUUACGCUCGCUUUCAACAGAACAACAAUAUAGAAGCCGCGUUCCAUAAUAUUAAUUGAAAGAUGGCAAAAAUAAAAUGAUGUAUUAUGAAAUGGCAGAAUAUAUUUUACAAUUGAAAAAGCCACCCAACACACUUAUUUAAGAAUUGAAUGUUUUUGAUGACACUAUCCCCUUGGUUCGAUAGGAAUAUUUUGAUAUUAAGCCAAAAUACAUUGAGAAGGCCACUCCCUUUUAUCCUAAAUAAAAUUGUGAAAAGAGAUCUAAAUUAUUGAAAGAAUUAACAAGAGCAUAUACUGGUAAUAUUACAAUCACAGAACCUGCUGAGGAGAUUAAAAAAGUAUUUUGA
This is a messenger RNA of Paramecium tetraurelia, 822 nucleotides long. RefSeq lists its product as uncharacterized. Lineage: Eukaryota; Ciliophora; Oligohymenophorea; Peniculida; Parameciidae. The transcript is spliced from 2 exons. The record is from RefSeq and is a predicted model, not a curated record.